CAAUAAUCCCACAACUUGCGAUCCCCAGACGCUCUCGAAAUGCAUCCAAAUAGCUCCUAAUCGCAAAAGAAAAUGGGCUGUGUAUCUCCAUUUUAUUCAUAAAAGAGAGAAAAAGCGAAAGAAAUAACCAAUGCCGCCAUCUCCCUCCACCGAUGAGAAGCAGGGAAGCGGUUCAGCCUCCGCGGAUGGCCGCAGAGAGCCUGCGACGAACGGCUAUGGCUAUCAUCACCAGGGACCAGAGGAUCUAGGAGGCAAUCCGGACUCCAAUGGCGAUGAAGCUUUUAAUGCAGACUACAGCCGAUUGAUGAGCUACCCAGGCGACGACGAAGAUGCCGACUACUACGGCUUACUGGGGUUGGCCCGCAACCCUCCCCCAAAAGACUCUGAAAUCAGGUCGGCCUAUCGAAACCUCACGCUCAGUUUCCACCCGGACAAGCAACCGGCACACAUGCGCGAGGCCGCAGAGAGGCAGUUUAAUAAGAUCCACGAGGCAUACGAGACCCUCAUUGAUCCACACAAGCGGACGGUGUAUGAUCUUCUAGGCGCGGACGGUGUUCGGGAAGAAUGGGGUCCCAGAGGUGCUAUGGGCCGUCAGGGAGAGGCGGAACGACAGCAGGUGGGCGUCAAAGUCAUGACACCGGAGGAAUUCCGUCGUUGGUUCUUGAAGACCAUGCAGACUCGGGAAAGGAAGGCUGUGGAUACUAUGGUCAGAAGCAGGGUAUGUAGUCUAGCGUUUUGGCGUGUUAAGCUCAAAAAUUGCCCAUUGUCCGUUCGACCAAUAUUCUAAUGCGAGCUGUGUCAAGGGCACCUUGUCAUUUACGGUGGAUGCGUCAGACCUGAUUUCUGUUGACGAGGACGGUGAUGUCUAUCUCUAUGCUCCCUCGCUGCGACUAUCUGAGUAUGGGAUGGCAUACAGCUUCAAGACUCCUAUUCCGAAUCCAGCGAGUUGGUUUCGUGGCAAAAGUGAACCAACUGAAGAAUUGCAAGAAGACAACAAUCCUACCGAAGCCGACGAUAAUAACAAUCUGGAAAUGGUGAUCAAUGCUAGCGUUGCUGGAAAAUUACAACAAGGAAAGCAGAAAUUCGUGUUUGAAUAUGAGGAUGGAACCCAAGAAACACGGGAGGUCCCUAUACCCCUGGCACUUAUUGCAAAGAAUUUGACUCUAGGAGCCAAUAUCAACUAUGCUCUUGGUGACGUUGCGGGCAGAAAGGGGCUGGGAAAUAAACGACCGUUCUCAUUCCUCAAUGACACAAAUGUCUCUGCAAGCGCCCUACUAUUACCUGCUCCGGCACUUGCAUUCAGUUUUGCAAAGGCUAUCGCACCAGUUCCCAAGGCGAAGCCUUUUAGUGUCAACCUCAGCACCACCUUUUCUGGAUCAAUCCUCCAGCGCUUGCCAGAAAUUGGACUGAACGUGUCAAGAGCAGUUGGCGAAAGAAAGAUAGCGUUUUGCUCCUGGUCAAGCGGUACUCUCCUUUGGCCUUCUGCCAAACCAGAAGAACUUAUUUUUACGCAGCUGAGCAAGUUCCAGCUCGGACUUCUGUCAUUUCCGGCGAGGCCAACUAAGCCUACGGGGCCAAUUGGUGGGGAAGAGGAGGACGAGGAGUACCGGGAGAUCCGGCGCAAAGAGCGAGAAGCCAACAAGGCCCGAGAAGCCUUUCAAUUUCAGGUUGAAGCUUCCCCAGCGGGCGGCUCCCUGUCCUUCAACUAUUCACGCAACAUCUUCUCAGGAAAACCGGCCGAUGAGCUUGUCCGGUCCGAAUGGAGCCCUGAAGGCCAUUAUGGCUCGUUAUUAGAGAGCGAACCGCGAUCUGUGCGGCUUGAAAUUUCAACCACCAUUGGGCUUGACCUGGCUCUUGGAUGGAGUAUAUCUGGGAUUCGUCAAGUUGGCGAAUUCACGCGAAUGGGGCUGGAUAUCGGCGUUGAAGGGAUGAAGGGCCUUGUUGUGUCCGUUUCCUGGCGGAGGCUUGGCCAAAGAAUCAAUAUCCCCAUUGUGGUGUGCCCCGUCCAGAUGGUCAACAUGGAUGUCGCCGCUAUCGCAGUUAUCUUUCCCUGGGUAGCAUAUUGUGCAGUGGAAUUUGGGUUCAUUCGCCCACGACAGCGGAGAGAACGUCGACAGGCAGUCGCACAGCGACGGAAGAAGUUGGAGAAGCUGAUUCCGCAGAAACGAGCAGAAAGCCAGCAAACUAUCGAGCUCAUGACAGAGCAAGUUCGCCGACGACAGGCGAGGGAAGAAGCUCAGGGAGGCCUUGUCGUGACCAGAGCGGAAUACGGCUACAUCCCUCCAACGGAGAGGCGUAAGGACGCCAGCGCUGAGGCUAAAGUCGUCGAUGUGACGGUCCCCGUAGCUGCGUUGGUUGAUCGCAGCCAACUAAUUAUCCCACGCGAAACAGUCAAGUUCCACAUUGUUGGAUUCUACGAUCCUGCACCACUCUUGCCCAAGAAAUUGAAAGUUUGGUAUCAGUUUAAUGGAAAACAGCAUUUUGUGGAAGCGGAUGAUUCGGAGGGCAUAACAUGUCCCAUGCGAUCCCAUUUACUUCGCAGUUGAGUUGAGAAGAGUUGUGUCUCUUAAAUAAUCGUCAUGAUUUACUAUAUAGAUAUACUUCUUUUUUAUUUCUGCUCACUUAUCCAUUUUCACCUCUCUUUGCUCAAGCGGCAUCAUUACCAUGGAAUGUUUUCUCUAUAUUUGCCCUAGAUCAGAUCAAGGGCCCUCAAGAUGUCCAUAAACGAUGCCUUCUCACGGAUAUUGUUGGAGAAUCCUAAUUCUAGCAUAUGCUCUCACCCUAUUUUCUGAAGUCCUCUUUGGGCGUCUCGAAAGACCACCAGUAGCUCAGACAUUCAAUGCAAUCACUUCUCAUUCUGUGUCCUGGUUCCUUAUAAAGAAUGUUAAUCUCCCCAUCAGCCACCCGGUAUGAGAUUUGACUAUAUGAAGUCUCGAAGUUGCACUGGCAGCCUCCAUGGCAAUGAGCACAUAUGGCAGAUCCCCCUGUUUCGGCAUAGUAUUUAUUUUGUGAACCUCUCUGAGAAAGACUGAGCGGAUCCUUCACCAGCUGCUCUUCUGACCUGCUCUUCACAGCUUCUGCUUUUGUUCUGCUCACUCUCAGUCCCAGCUGACAACUUUCACCUCCAUACUGCAUCUCACCACCCUGUCAGUCUCCAUCUUCCCUACCCCUUUCAGAAGAACUCGAGCUUUCCUCUUUUCCUCUGUAAAAUGUCCGCUGAAAGAUGCGCGAACGAGAACACUACGGCUCCUGAGCACCCCCAGGAUCAGGCUCAGUCCGGAGAGUUCAGAUGCGUCGAACGUCAGUGUACUCCGCGUGUGUCUACUUAUGCCGUUAUCAGAGAUCGUCGGGGGUUCCAUCGUGGUGGCCGCACAGCUGGCAUCUCUUCUAAUAGUCAGACUUCGCCCUUUCCAUCUUCCGUCCACGUAACUCUGUGGCACUCGGUGAGACCCGCCAUAGAAUACGAUUUCAGCUCUUUUAGCUCGGGUACGUUGCUUCGGUUUCUCUCUUGCACGGUCGUUGAUAUCAUGACGAAACCAGCUGACAAUAGAGCAUAAAAUCAGCCAAUGCCAUCAGACCGUUUUACUACGUCCCACUCCCGGUUGUCGAAGGACACUUGCAAGAUAAUUAUGGGGAUCGCGAUGGCUGUCAGACUUGCCUGGCCUUGUGCAAUGGGGUACUGUGACUUGAAGGGACCUAUUCACAACAACUGCCAGGAGACACCAAUUUGCAUUUCUUUGUGUUUCACUUUGCUUUGAAAAAUCUAAAAGGGAAAAAAAAGGACAAAGAAGAAAGAGGGAAGUUUCAACUAGGUCACUGGCUGGUAAUCGUCAAGUUGUUCCCGAGGCAGUCUCAUGCUGAUCCCUGUAGGGUGUGAGAUAAUUUAUCACUGCAGUUAUUGACAAAUGUGCCUCAGAGGAUGUAUGUUCAGAACAGCUAUAAGCCUAGCAGCAUGGUCAAAGGAAA
This is a messenger RNA of Monascus purpureus, 3966 nucleotides long. The record is from the annotation of a GenBank genome assembly. NCBI's taxonomy places the organism in Eukaryota, Fungi, Ascomycota, Eurotiomycetes, Eurotiales, Aspergillaceae.